AGGAGGAGGGGGAGGAACAGCCACCCCAGCUGCAUGUCCUCCCUGUUUGCACUCCUACCUCACCUGGGCACUCUGUCAGAGUUCCAGGAGACUCACAGACACACCUGCCUGGACUUUACCCUGCUGGGAGCCGUCGCCUAGACUACUGUCUGUGUCAACUGAAAGGACCUUAAGAAGCGGGAAAAGCACAGAGAGGGUCCUCUGAGAGGGUGUUGAACCACUCCACUAUCGUUAGGACUCAGGUAAGACGUGAGCGACAGCUUUUGGUUGAAAGACUAGUUUGAUUCGAGGACCAGCCUCAUGUGGGACUUGGCGGUGGUGUCGACAGUUGGGCGAGUCCCGUCAUGUCGAGGCGGAGCGGAUGAGCAGGUAGAGGCUCCACUCAGCUUCCUGACACACAUCUGAAGGGCACACACACUGGAUCUACACACGGGUGAACGCCUGCCUCUGAUCUUCGGCUCACACCCACUUCCUGCCUGAGAAGAGCGAGGACACGCGAGGACACGCGAGGACACGCGAGGACACGGGAGGACACGCGAGGACACGCGAGGACACGCGAGGACAGGAGGAUGCCGCUGAGGGCGUCUCUGCAGCGGAAGCCUGGGUCUGGGUACUGGUCGGGGCGCAGCCACAGGAGGAGGCAGGUGCUGUCGGUCAACAUGAUCAGCCUGCCACUGGCAGACUUCCGCCACGUCACCCACAUCGGGAACGACGGCCACGCGGACAGCUUCGGGGACCUGUCCUUCCUGAAGCGGGGACACAGCCUGCUGCUGCAGAGUUCCCAGAGCGAGCAGAACCUCUUCCUGGCCUGCUCCCCGCCCCCCAAGCCCCCGCGACUCAACCUGGACGAGCCCCCGCAAACAGACAGCCCCAGGUGGCCAAGCAUCCUUCACAGCUCCUCCCACAGGAGGACCAAGUGUAACUCCAUGCCCCUGCUGGACAGUGAGGUGGAGGAGCAGGGUCCCAGGCCCAGGGUGGGGGACAACUACAGCCCUGGCAGAUGCAGUCUGAGCUCAGGGAGAGACGGAGACUCCACCCUGACCUGCCCAGAGGACUCCACCCUGACCUGCCCAGAGGACUCCACCCUGCAGGAGGAAGACAGCGGCUUUUCCUUCAGCCUAGACCUGGGCCCCUCCAUCCUGGACGACGUGCUACAGGUGAUGGAGAAACUCCACCACUAAACAAGAAGACAGGCCCCAUGUUGGAGUUCAGUAAAAGGUCUUCACUGGCAGGAUUUGGUCGCACUAGCCCUGGAACCUAUCCUCUGGAACCUAUCCUCACACUAGACCUCUUUAUGACCUAAGUCAGAGACUAUAAGAAGAUACUGCAAGGCAGAGGACAUACUGAUAUCAUCUCUGACAUGAAGACUGUAGGAGUCAGUUUAACACAAGACUGUUUGAAUAGAACUGUGGCCUCACUCAAUUAGCAGCACGUAAGUGGUGAUUGGUUGAUGUCAGUGUACGUAAGAGGUGAUUGGUUGACGUAAGUGUACGUAAGAGGUGAUUGGUUGACGAAGCUACACCAUCAAUAGUGUGAGAUAAUCCAUCCCACUGGCAAGAAUUCUGCUUCUUUUAUUAAUGUAUCUAUUUCCACUACUUAUACUCAGUGAAGCAAAUUAUCUUUUUGAGUCGUAACCAGUUUAUAGAAAUUGUUCAUGCUAUAUACAUAUAAAUGAUCUAUCUGAAUGUAAGAGUAACUUUGACUUUGUUCUUUGAGGGUUCGAAGUUCAUGUUCUUUUAGCUUUUAUCUGUCACAGCAUUUGAUAAAGUCUGUGUCCAGUUAAUCAUUGAACUUUUAUUUCUGUCAAGUACUAGAGCAGUGAAGAGAGAACAUUCUAGUCUGUCUUUCUCAUUCUACACAUUUUUCCUGUUUCUCACUAAGGUGAUUGUUGACUUUAAGUGUUAUGUUGGGGAGGAGAAAAAAAAACCUCCAAGCUUUUCAAGGUCCCUGAGCUGUUAGGAUCUGGCUUUCUUGUUCCUCCGCUAUUUCUCCUUUGCACGCUUUCCAGUGGCAGUCCUGCAGGGUGCACGGAGGUGCCCCCUUCUCUACUGCUCAACAACACAGUGAAAACAAACAUUUGGCUCCGCUUCCAAUAAAGCCAGCCAGUGGUGGCAAGCCAGGCUGCAACCAGAGGCCCCCCCGCAAAGACGCCAGCAGCCAGCCAGAGCUGUUAUCUCAGCUGUAAAUAGCAGUCCCUGGUUGUGCUGAGUGGCGCGGGAGUGGGAAGGGGGCAAGGGGUAAGCCGAUACUUCCACAUGUUGGGGGCCCAGAGACAUCCAUUACUGCCCUGGGCUACUGAUGAGGGUUUAAACAGUACCUGCUGAGCAAACAAGGCCCAAGGCCCAACCCCCCCCCCCCCCCCCCCCCCCCCCCCCGGCCCCCUGGACCUCAUAGCCACCUGCCAGGGACCCAGGUUCCAGGCCCCUUGCUAACAUAGGAACAGCAUCAGAUCAAGUCCCUUUAUCUGCUCUAUGCAUCUUAUUAUACAUCUGGUGUAAUAUACUUCAGGGUGUUAUUUAUUAUUGUUUAUGAAAAUAACGCUGGCUGAACAGUGAGUGUUUUACUGUAUAGAUUGUUUUAUUAUUUUCUACGGGGGAACUCCAAAUCUUGUCAACUUCAAAGAAUUGCACUGAUGAGCAUUCUGAAAGGCUUGUAUAAAACUGUUUACACACUU
This is a messenger RNA of Hypomesus transpacificus, 2674 nucleotides long. RefSeq names its product cdc42 effector protein 3-like. Bases 570 to 1181 code for a protein of 203 amino acids. The record is from RefSeq and is a predicted model, not a curated record. NCBI's taxonomy places the organism in Eukaryota, Metazoa, Chordata, Actinopteri, Osmeriformes, Osmeridae. The transcript has 2 exons.